This is a messenger RNA of Arabidopsis thaliana (thale cress), 437 nucleotides long. RefSeq names its product Plant thionin family protein. The transcript is spliced from 2 exons. The record is from RefSeq and is marked reviewed. NCBI's taxonomy places the organism in Eukaryota, Viridiplantae, Streptophyta, Magnoliopsida, Brassicales, Brassicaceae. Bases 63 to 296 code for a protein of 77 amino acids.
GGAUAGCUAUUCAUUAUUUCUUAAGUACAUGAAACACUUGCAACAACAAAAAAGUUAAAGAUAUGGGUGCUAAAUGGAAUUCAAUGAUCAUAAUGGUGUUUGUGGUGACAAUGGUAAUAGCAAUGGAAAAUGUCAAUGGAGAGACGAGAGCUCAAUGCCAUGAAGAUUGCAUUACAGAUUGUGCCACCACAGGAAUAAUUCCGAUCAAGUGCCUUCAGAAUUGUUACCGUCGAUGUCCCGGCAAACCUCGUCGUACAUUAGGUCACCAUUUUUCAGAAGUGGAAGCGCAGACAUAGAAGAGACGAUGAAGUCAUGAAUCAGUGUUGGACUCUUGGGAGUUUUAAACUAGCUCUUCUUCUACUUCUGUAUCCUCCUUAUGUAAUAUGAUCAUUGUAAGUUUGUAACGCUAUUAAAUAAAAUAAAAUAAAAUUUGUCCC